Messenger RNA from Alosa sapidissima (American shad), 1879 nucleotides. RefSeq names its product AP-1 complex subunit sigma-2. Gene Ontology annotation, biological process: vesicle-mediated transport; intracellular protein transport. Bases 142 to 654 code for a protein of 170 amino acids. Gene Ontology annotation, cellular component: intracellular membrane-bounded organelle; AP-1 adaptor complex; membrane coat. Gene Ontology annotation, molecular function: clathrin-cargo adaptor activity. NCBI's taxonomy places the organism in Eukaryota, Metazoa, Chordata, Actinopteri, Clupeiformes, Clupeidae. The record is from RefSeq and is a predicted model, not a curated record. The transcript is spliced from 7 exons.
CAGGGUAGCUCCGUCUUAGAGACAAAACCGAAGGGAACCCUGUGACAGGAAUACACUGAAUACAAAAACUCUGAAAUCAGUGUGAGCACCACGUUGGGUGUGCGCUCUUAAUUUACCUGGAAAGACUGUCGUUUAAGGUCCAUGAUGCAGUUCAUGCUGCUGUUCAGUCGGCAGGGAAAGCUGAGGCUGCAGAAGUGGUAUGUACCCCUGUCUGACAAGGAGAAGAAGAAGAUCACCCGGGAGCUGGUGCAGACCGUGCUGGCGCGCAAGCCCAAGAUGUGCAGCUUUCUCGAAUGGCGAGACCUCAAGAUUGUUUACAAAAGAUACGCCAGCCUGUAUUUCUGCUGCGCUAUAGAGGACCAGGACAACGAGCUGAUCACCCUGGAAAUCAUCCAUCGAUAUGUGGAGCUGCUGGAUAAGUAUUUUGGCAGUGUGUGUGAGCUAGACAUCAUCUUUAACUUUGAGAAAGCCUACUUCAUCCUGGACGAGUUCCUGCUGGGAGGCGAGGCGCAGGAGACCUCCAAGAAGAACGUCCUGAAGGCCAUAGAGCAAGCAGACCUGCUACAGGAGAAUCUAGAUUUUCAGAUUCGACUCUUUCCAGGUAUGAUGAGUCCUAAUAUGGCUGCAGAGUCCUCUGGUCUUUUCCAGAAUUAAACACAUGGAGCCACGACAUGAGUACUUUAAUGUGCCUGUGUAUUAAAUGCCCGCUGCUGCCCCCACCACUGCUGUUGCUGCUGUUGUUACUGCCGCCGCCACCGCUGCUGUCGCGGCCAGCUGUCCAUCCUGCAUGCCGAGCCACUUCACACGCCCUGCCCACAGCGUCCACUACUCAGCGCCCAGUUGUGCCUCCUCCUCCUCCUCCUCCUCUCCUUCUCCUUCACCUCCUCCCUCUCCAUCCUCACUGCCCUCUGUUGGCGGAAACGUGUCGGGGGAUCACUCAUGUCACGUGUCACCAGGCCCCCUGGGGCUGAUUCAUCUCCAUACACACUCAUGAACACACACACAAGUCAUCUGAAAUGGUCAUGUAUAGUUUUACUGUUUUCAUUCUCAUGUAUUCAUGAUGUCUCAUUUUCAGACCGAUCAGGAAAGGUUUUUGUUCUCUUCAUAUACACAUGGUACUGUGACAGAAGCCAUGCUUUUAUCAAGUUUAUUGUGAUGUUUUUACAUAUAAGGUCGCUAGGGCUUGUUUAACAUGAACUCAAAAUAAAGGUCAGUGUUAUAGGUAUAAAAUCAUAGGUUAGGAAUUUUAGUACUGUGAUGGUUUUACAAUGCAUACAUUCUGUAGGCAAAAUCCAGGAAACUGUUUUCUUAGGUUCAAUUAGACUAUAGUUUAAGGCAAUGAAAUGUAUUUGUUUAAGGUAAAAAGAAGUAGAUUGAUCUGUAUAGAAAAGGCAAAAUAUAAGAAGAUUCCAAAACUUAAAAGUACUGUAAGUAUGUUUGUAAUCAUAGGUUAACUCUAAGUGGCGGUAAUGCGUUCACUACUACUUCUAGGUAGCAUCUACACAUAACAAUUUUGUAAAUGUAUAAGUGUGAGAAAAAUUUGUGUAAUCAUCAAAAGUAUUACCUAUUCAAAUUUUGUGAAUUUUGCACAUUUGAUCAAUAAUUAGAUUAUUUAUUAUUUUGUGUUUGUUAAAAUGAAUAAAAUUGGGUCAACAAAGUAGACCCAAAAGUAGAUCUGUCAUUGAGUAUAAUUUUAUAUUGAGUAGAAUAUUUAUCACACGCAAUGGCUUUUCAACAAUCUGUAAAGCUGCAGUUUGUAGUUUUUGUUUACAGCAAAAAAUUAAAUUCCUCUAGAUCUACUAGAUUACUUAAAACUUCAUAUGCAAUGUAUUGGGUCUUGACGGCACUAAACAUCAUAAAUGAUCUACAAAUGGUGUCA